UUGAGUUGUCUUCUGGUAAGAAUGCUAAAUAGUAAUGCGUCCCUGAUUGAGGACGUCCCUCAAUGGGGAUGGAGUCCCCCUAGAGUGGGCCCUGCUGCAGUAGUUAUGAGUGUGUGUGUGUGAGAGAGGGAGAGAGAGAGUGAGAGAGAGAGAGUGAAACAAACUCAACUAUCGCAAAAGUGAAAAUCAGGCAGUGUCAGUGAACGCUGCUUUUCCACCCUGCGCUUUUACUACGCGGAUCCGAAUUUUACUGCCAUCAACAAGGACGCGCUCGAUUUCAAUUUCCAGCCUGAAAACAAAGCAAAAAAAACAACAACAACAACAACAACAGCUGGCAUUGGCAUGAGCUAACCCGAUCAGAAAUGGAAACCAAACCAUUCUUAUCAUUGGGGUUCCUGAAACCCCAGUGCUCGCUGGCGCCGCCCCCUCAGAGAGGCCGCUCGGGGGAAUCCUGCUCCUGUUUCAGCGGCAUGUGUCCUCUCCAUCAGCGCAGACUCUCCACAGACUCGGGUCAUGUGACCUCGUCUCCUCUGAGCUCUCCCACGUCCCACCGGCCCAUGCAUCCUCCCCUGCUGAGUCCGACCUCCAUCGGAGCCUCAGGAUCCCUUCACUCACCCAUCAGCACACUCAGCUCGCCGAUGAACGGCCUCGGCUCUCCCUUUUCCGUCAUCAGCUCACCCAUGGGCCCGCACUCCAUGGCAUCUCCCGGCAUGGCCUACGGUCCCAGUGUAAGCCCACAGUUGAACUCGCCGAUGAACUCCGUGAGCAGCUCAGAGGACAUCAAGCCUCCGGUGGGCAUAAAUGGCAUGAUGAAGGUGCCAGCGCAGUCUUCGGGGACCCCUCUGUCUCUCACCAAGCACAUCUGUGCUAUCUGCGGAGAUCGCUCCUCUGGUAAACACUACGGCGUCUACAGCUGCGAGGGCUGCAAGGGGUUCUUUAAGAGAACUGUACGGAAGGACCUGACCUACACCUGCAGAGACAACAAGGACUGUGUGAUCGACAAGCGCCAGCGAAACCGCUGCCAAUACUGCCGCUAUCAGAAAUGCCUAGCCAUGGGCAUGAAGAGAGAAGUUUUUUUGCAUACAGCCGUUCAGGAGGAGCGCCAGCGAGCCAAGGAUCGAAAUGAGAAUGAGGUGGAGUCAAGCAGCAGCGCUAACGAGGACAUGCCCGUGGAGAAGAUCCUAGAAGCCGAACUCGCCGUUGAGCCCAAGACCGAGACGUACAUCGAGACCAACCUGGGUGUGCCAUCCAAUUCGCCCAAUGAUCCAGUCACUAAUAUCUGCCAGGCGGCAGACAAACAGCUCUUCACCCUGGUGGAAUGGGCCAAGAGGAUCCCGCAUUUCUCUGAACUGCCUCUGGACGAUCAGGUCAUCCUGCUGCGAGCAGGCUGGAACGAGUUGCUCAUUGCGUCGUUCUCGCACCGCUCCAUAGCCGUAAAGGACGGUAUUCUGCUGGCCACUGGGCUUCACGUGCACAGGAACAGCGCCCACAGCGCCGGAGUAGGAGCCAUAUUUGACAGAGUGCUCACAGAGUUGGUGUCAAAGAUGAGGGACAUGCAGAUGGAUAAAACAGAGCUGGGCUGCCUACGAGCCAUAGUGCUGUUUAACCCAGACUCCAAAGGCCUGUCGAACCCCAGUGAGGUGGAAGCUCUGAGGGAGAAGGUUUACGCCUCUCUGGAGGCGUACUGCAAGCAGAAGUACCCUGAUCAACCCGGGAGGUUUGCGAAGCUGUUGCUGCGGCUGCCGGCGCUGCGUUCCAUCGGCCUCAAGUGUCUAGAACACUUGUUCUUUUUCAAGCUCAUCGGGGACACGCCCAUCGACACCUUCCUCAUGGAGAUGCUGGAGGCGCCCCAUCAAAUGACGUAAAGAUAUCACACCCUCCUGUUGCCCUGGGAGACUGGGGGAAGCUAGCCCCUCCUCCUUAACAAGACUGAUCAUGUGACGUUAUACGCUGAAGAGGGGCUCAGCAAGCCAUUCCCUCCAAUCAGUGUCUCGUAACGCGCCCAUAGGGUCUCUUUUUUUUUUUUUUUUUAUACCUUGUAAAAAGAUAUAAAUAAAAUAUUAAUAAUUUGAGUGGGACUCAAAGGCAACAAAUGACUGAACCAUAAAUUCACGUGUGGUUAGAUGUAAAAAGGAGAGGGGAAAAAAAGAAAGGAAAACACAACAUGAGACUCUUGAGACAGAAGGUUGGCUGGAAGUGUCAGGGGACCGAGUAGCAGGCCUGGUCUUGAAAAUGACGGGAUUGAAGCUGUGGAGAAGAUCUGGCUCUUGACUAAAGGAAAAGAAAAAUGAAGGCUGAGCUCCGCACAAGGGCUUCAACAGCCUCAACAACAUCUGGCUCCAGGCGUCUGGGGAUACACACACUCAAGAGAUGGAUUGGACGUUGAAGUAAUCAUGAUGACGAUGAUAAUGAUGACGAGCUUUCAGAUCAGGAGAACCGAGCACUCUGCCACGACUGUUGGUUUGAAAAAUGGGAAGACUCUUUGGAUUAUUGAAUGCUUGGGGGUGUUACUGACUCUCUGUUUUUCAGCACAUUGGUAUGCGUGAAACCGUCCCACUGUUUCAACCGUAUAUCGUGAGGGAACAGGAAGCGAAAACGUGUUCGUUGCAGUGACUCCGCUCACAAAAUCAGCUCUCGUAGACUUUUCACUGUGUCCCGGUUCCCGUCCGGAUGUACACGGAUAUUUUUGAACACGUCGUUUCUUCUCUGCCUUUUGGCCUCUCCUGUCCACACAAUAAAUACGUUUUGGGUCAAGGUGAAGUAAUUUCAAUACUGAAAAACUUUGAAAUAGAAACGUGAAAACGCUUACGUCAGAGUGCACACGAGCUUGUGCAUUGAGCAUGUGUUGCUGACCAGGUUGUUACUUUGUGGUCUGUAAUUUCUAAUUUGAUGACGCAAUUUAAUUUCACAUUAUUCGGAUUUCACCUUCUCUACGGCUAAACACUCAUGCUCUUAACAUUAUUCUUGAGACGUUUGACAUAACAGUUUAUGACAUACUAUCGCCACCUACUGGGCUUGUGUGAUCAUGUGAGCGUUUUCAAAGCAUCUUUGCAUUUCGAUCGUUUCAAAAACACUCACUGUUCGUGUGGACGGAGAUAUUUUUCGAAAACGCUAUUCGUGUGAGCGGACAUAUUUUCUAAAAAUUGUUUGUGUGGACGGAUCUUUUUUUAAACCGAGAAUUAAAACUACGUUGUCAAAACCAUGCGUACAUGUGUGGACGGGACCUCAGAGAAGUCCAGCUCAUCACUAAAGCAGGUGUUUUGCGGUACACCAGUUCACGUCCCUCAUAGUCAAACCCAGGUUUGGGAUAUGAUGCAUCACUUGUACACAACAUUACUGCCACACUCAGUAUUCAUUUCUGUUUCACGACGUGCAAUUACCUCUCACUCCUCAGUCGUCGGUCCCUGAAACCCCCCAAUCCUUGACGAACUCAGUUGGCAGUUCACCUUAUGAGGACGUUCUUGUUUGUUAGCACUUAACCUCAUAUUCUGAGCCUUAGGUGGUUAGUUGGCUCUUGAGGGGGACAGGGGCCAAUGACCAUCCACAACCUGCACUUCUCUGGGCAAACCAAGUGUUGUUUAAGAAGAUGUUUUCUUUUGUCUCUUUUUGAGUGUGAAUUUUUCUGAGCUAUGUAAUGUUCCUAUAUUCUCCAUCUUUGUUUCUUCUUUCUUUUUUUUUCCUUUCCCAACGCUGCUGCUGCUUAACUAUGCAUCUUAGCAUUCUUUCCAAAGACUGCCCAUGGUGAGGUCGCUAUUUUUUUUUUCCUUACAAAGUCUAUACAGCACACCAAACCAACCCUGAGCCUCAGUCUGAGUUGUAUUUUGACACUAAGAGUAGCAGGACCAGGAUUUGGUGCCCCGGUGCUAAUGUGUAUGCAUACAGAGUUCUGAGGCGAGCAGUUUAUUUGCAGUGAGGAAAUGAGAGAGCUGUGACUUCCCCCUUGUGGAUGACAUGCAACACUGCAGAAUUACUUGAAGGAUUUAAUUGGGGGGAUGUGGGGGGAUGGCACUUUUUCAAUGUAUUCUAUCUUUCCUUCAGCUGGACAUAGGGCCGGAGAUGGUCAGGACAUGAUUUCUUGAUCAGUUAAUAUGAUUAACUGAGAUUUAUUAGAAAAUUUUUGGAAUAUGAUUGAAGCUGUGGAACUGUUAUUCUUGUUGUAUUUUAAUAACCAGCAAUGAGAAGAGUCUUGAACACAUGAAACAGGGAAUGGUGGUUGGAUUUCUGGUGGAAAAGUGUUAAGUUGCAGAAACGUAUCCACUGAUCCCAAACGUAGUUAAUUAGGCAAGACAUUAUUAAUGGUAUAUAUUUACUCGAAGUUUUUUGCACUGGACCUACAAUGCUAAUCUAGCUAAUAGAAGUAAUAGAACCCAAAAUCUUUUCCUCAAAUGAUAUUCAGACAUUUACUGAAGUGGUUAUUACACAGUUUGACUUAUUGUAGGGGUCUUUUUGGUCGUUUUUUUUUUUUUUUUUUUUUUUAAAGAGCAAUUCUUUAGUGUGUAGCUGAACAGUGCAACAUUGGAGGCAGCCAUUUUGGAAAACUAGACAUUGUUUUUGAAUGUUGGGAUCUGAUCCAUUUUUUUUAGCUGCAGCUAAGAAAAAACACAUGAAAAGCACGCUUUUUCAGACAAUAAAAAAAAUCAGAACCAUCAGUCAGGGCCAAUGCAAAGAAAAUUCGCAUGGCAGAAAACAUAGCUCGCUGAAGGGGAAAGGACACGGGAACUCUGACCUGUGAAUUCAUUUUUAGAAAAUGGAGGCGCUGCUAAUUAUUAAUUAAGUAGCAGUCACACCGAUAAUUUGUAUAUGCUAGUGUUUUGGUUUUUAAAAAGAUUUUUUUCUCUCUGCCUGCUAAGAUUUUUUUGUGUUAGCAAUAUUGGUCCAUUUUUCACCUCACCCUCCCCCAACACCAGAACUUGAUCGUUGAUAAGCGUCUCGUGUGGAGACUUUUUGACAAUCUGAAAGAAAAUACAGAUGGAAAGGAACAAAGUCACCAUAGUCCCUACAUUAUUUACCCCCUGAAUAUAAUGUUUUACAUGAGAAUCCAUCAGGUUACAGAAGAUACAUGUGUAAACGACAGUCUUUAGCCAUUUAAAGUAGGUAUAUGAAGAUUUUGGCACGUGCUUAUGGAAAAGAUUUUGGGUGAGAUAGCGUUCUAUUACUCGUAAGCAACAUUCGCUUUGUAGCUCCAGUGUAAAUCUAAAGAAACAAACUUCAGACACCAAAUGUGUCUUGGCUAAUCAGUUAUAUUUGAUGUAAGAAUUGUGUAAAAAAAAAAAAUUAUAAUAAUAAUUCCCCCUUCAAUCAGAGGAAGCAACCUAAACCGAAUUACUCCUCGAUGUAGACUAACAGAGUGUCCAUAAUUCCGACAUAUGAAUAAAACCGAGAAGCACCUUCAAGCUUACGUUUGGAAAAUUCACUUUUUGAACGCGAUCAGGUCUUAAAUGAAGGGUUGCCGCACCACAGGGAUUCUGAAGCCAUUUACAGAUUUGUGAAAUCAGUAACAACAAACACACGCUCUCCUGCAGCAAACACCUCAAAGCAAAGUCCUCUGAACUAAAAGAUCGACAUCGUAAACGCUUUAUAUAGACCAUAAAGCUAUAUUUUGUCUAUAUGUACAUGUGUAUAUAUUUAGAAAUAUAAAUAUAUAGAGAUUAUAAAAUCAUUUCCUUAAAUGUUCCCAAUGUUUCAAUGUUAGAAAAGAUGGAGAGACGAGUGCUUCAGUAACACCUACUAAAUAACAGGCCUACUUGCACUGUGUAAUAUUCGGAAAGGUUCUCGGAGUGUUUUAUAUAUAGAUAUAUUAAAAACAAUCGCUGUGCUAGCAGCUCUGAGUACUAACACAUGAUCACGCACCAGCUUCACUGUUUUACAAUCACAAUCAUCCUUAUGAGACCUCAAGAACUGCGACGACAAGCCAAAAAUAUCAACCGUGAGGCGAAGGUGAAGCCGUUUGCUCCGUCAGCUGUGUGUAUAUACAACGUGGCAAUCCUCGAAACGGGUUUUUCAGGUGCAUUUUUUAAAAACCUGGGUCUUUUCAGCUAUCAAUUAGUGAUAAUCAGGAAAGUCUUUGAUUACGAUUGUGAUUAUGAUCCGAAUCGACUCCAUGAGUUCAGACUUAAGGGGACAUAAAGGAGUGAGAGAGAGAGAGAACACUUUAUGGAAUUGCCUAAUGAGGAUGAUCUUUGACCGUAACACAAUCACUUGUUUAGUUGCUACACAGAGAGACACCUAAAAAGAUCUAUUUUUGUACAAAUGUAAUUUUAUCUCUUGCUUACGUCUUCAUGCCUUCCUUCACACCGACUUUCGUGGGCUGUUGUAUACAUAUUGUGUAAAUGUUGAUUUGAUAUGGGAAAGAGUGGAGAAACUCAGACCUCUAUAAAAGUCGGGGACGGGAAAGAAGAGGUCACCGGUGACACCCUUUUGCAGCUUUCGCCUGUACUUUACCUUUUUUUGUUCUGUUUGUUUUUUUCCUUUUUCGUCUGUCACUGAGUGACAGGACCCUCUGCCUAAUUUUUUGUCUGUUUUCAAGGAGAUGUUAUUUGUGCUUUGUUCGUUGAUGUUCUUCAUGAGAAUAGGAAUAAAAAAAUAAAGUUUAAAAAGAUUAAAA
Molecule: messenger RNA, 6604 nt
Organism: Ictalurus furcatus (blue catfish)
Lineage: Eukaryota; Metazoa; Chordata; Actinopteri; Siluriformes; Ictaluridae
Gene: rxraa
Product: retinoid X receptor, alpha a
Exons: 11
Coding region: 363-1865 (500 amino acids)
Biological process (GO): response to retinoic acid; retinoic acid receptor signaling pathway; cell differentiation
Cellular component (GO): RNA polymerase II transcription regulator complex; nucleus
Molecular function (GO): zinc ion binding; retinoic acid-responsive element binding; nuclear steroid receptor activity
Source: RefSeq, a predicted model, not a curated record